Messenger RNA from Saccoglossus kowalevskii, 639 nucleotides. RefSeq lists its product as uncharacterized. Lineage: Eukaryota; Metazoa; Hemichordata; Enteropneusta; Harrimaniidae. The record is from RefSeq and is a predicted model, not a curated record.
AUUUGUCUAGAACAGAAUAGUCUCUUUUUUUUCAAUCUACGUUCCAUUCAAACCUACACUGUAAGAUGUCUAGCGAUAUGAAAGCAGCGAUUGAAAAAAGAUUCCAAGAACUUGUCACUUUGUAUAACGCCGGUGAUUUCACUACUAUGGUAACCAAGUGCUACACUCCUGACUGUAAAACACUGUCUCCGGGAAAAGAGGUGGAAAUUGGACAUCAACUGUUAAUCAGUGCGUGUGAAAGCCUAGUGAAGACUGGGCUGAAGUCGUACAAAGUGCAGUCGUUAGAUAUUGAGGGGAGCCCAGAUGGCGGAAUGGUCUACUCCAUAGCUCGCAACCAAACGUUCAAGGACGACGGCACUGAAGGUCUGUUUUACAACGAAGCUAUCAUAUGGAAGAAAAUAGACGGCGCCUACUACGCCCAUGUUGACAUCUGGAAUUCCUAAAGAAAUAAUAAAUACAUUUGUCAGUGAUAUGAUUUCGUGAUGUGUGGUCAGUGGUUAUACGUAUAUUUAAAGUCAUUGUAACACAAUUUAAACCUUUGAGCGUCAAAGUCGAUGAAUUUUCCUCACCAUUGGCAAAAUAAAAUACAAUUUUCCAUAAUUUAGACCUGCAUCUAAUAGAAAAUUAUGUUAUUUUGGC